Gossypium arboreum is the source of this 723-nucleotide messenger RNA. Its product is annotated as probable inactive receptor kinase At3g08680. Bases 1 to 723 code for a protein of 240 amino acids. Lineage: Eukaryota; Viridiplantae; Streptophyta; Magnoliopsida; Malvales; Malvaceae. The record is from RefSeq and is a predicted model, not a curated record. The transcript is spliced from 4 exons. Gene Ontology annotation, molecular function: protein binding.
AUGGGAGACGCAUCUAAGGGCAUGAAUGCUUUUGUACGACUGUUACACACUGAAUUCUCUCUUAAAGACAUGGGAGCUCUUCACUAUUUCUUGGAAGUUGAGGUCACUCACUCUAAUAAACAACAAGUUGUGUCUCACUCCAUUGCCGAAGCUGAGUACAAAGGGUUGGCUGCAGCAACAUCUGAUGUUACUUGGUUGGUUUCAUUAUUGAACGAAUUGAAUUUUUGUUCUACUGAUGUUCUUACUGAAAAAGUGUUUGAUGGUUCUCUUCUUGUUGGUGAAGUUCCGGCAUACGAUCAGGUUGCAGAUAUUCUCACAAAGCCUUUGUCGGCAUCACAUUUUACUCAUUUUCAACAACUUCUUCAAGUCUUUUGUGUAAGUCUAGAGUACCUGUUCUUGGAUGCCAAUUUGUCUGAAGGGCCUAUUCCUCCAUCUUUGAGUUCAUUGAGGGGUCUUGAGGCAUUGGAUGUAUCCAACAAUAAUCUUUCAGGUGGGGUUCCAAAAUUUCUUAUGAGGUUUGGAGCUUUAAAGUAUUUAAAUCUCUUUUUCAAUAAUUUUGAAGGAGUGAUACCAAGUGAAGGAGUGCUCAAGAAUGCAAGUGAUAUAUUUGUUGAGGGAAAUAGUAAGCUUUGUGGAGUCAUCCCUGAGUUCCACUUAUCAAGAUGUAGCUCAAAAAAAUCAUCAAGAACUUUCGUUAAAUUGAAAAUUGCAAUAUCGUUGUGA